AUGGACAGCCGUGAGAUAUUGGAGUUGGAGAACAAGCUUCUUGAUCCGACCACAGAAGAACCAAUUUCUCUACCCCUACACUUUUUGAGAUCGAUAACAAAUGGUUUUAGCAAUGAGCAAGAACUCGGGAGGGGUGGGUACGGAGUAGUUUACAAGGGACGACUUCUCCACCAUGGCGAUUCAUUUCUUGCUGUGAAGAAGUUUCAUGAUAGUCAUGUAGUGAAGGGUGAUGAACAGUUCCAGAAAGUUGCCACUUCUCUUAUCAAACACCCAAAUGUAACACAACUCCUAGGUUACUGUUCAGAAUCAAAGGGAGAGAUGAUCAAGCUACCGAACGGGAAAUGUGUUAUUGCUGAUAAACAGACAAGAAUUCUCUGCUUCGAGUAUAUGUGUAAUGGAGGCCUUGAUAAGCAUCUUUCAGCUUUGGAAUGUGUGCACCCUGAGAAGGAGAAAAGGCCAAAUGUAUCAAAUAUAAUUGAAAUUCUUAAUGCAGCAGAAGGAAGUUGUGUUCAAAAUGGUGAAGAUUUACUGGUAGAUCACCAGUUAUAG
Messenger RNA from Miscanthus lutarioriparius, 549 nucleotides. The record is from the annotation of a GenBank genome assembly. NCBI's taxonomy places the organism in Eukaryota, Viridiplantae, Streptophyta, Magnoliopsida, Poales, Poaceae.